This is a messenger RNA of Orycteropus afer afer, 1575 nucleotides long. It is a transcript of the gene SLC34A1, whose product is annotated as solute carrier family 34 member 1. The transcript is spliced from 12 exons. NCBI's taxonomy places the organism in Eukaryota, Metazoa, Chordata, Mammalia, Tubulidentata, Orycteropodidae. Bases 1 to 1575 code for a protein of 524 amino acids. Gene Ontology annotation, cellular component: brush border; apical plasma membrane; vesicle. Gene Ontology annotation, molecular function: sodium:phosphate symporter activity. Gene Ontology annotation, biological process: intracellular phosphate ion homeostasis; sodium-dependent phosphate transport. The record is from RefSeq and is a predicted model, not a curated record.
AUGAUGUCCUAUGGAGAGAGGCUGGGGAGCCCAGCUGUCUCCCCACUCCCUGUCCGCAGGGGACAUGUGAUGCAUGGGGCAGCCUUUGCUUAUGUGCCCAGCCCGCAGGUCCUGCACAGGAUCCCAGGGACUUCUGCCUAUGCUUUCCCCAGCCUGGGCCCCGUGGCUCUUGCUGAGCACGGCUGCCCUUAUGGGGAGGUUCUGGAGCUCCAUGACCCACUGCCUGCCAAGCUGGCCCUGGAAGAGGAACAGAAGCCAGAGCCUGGGUUGGCCCAGAAGCUGCGCCAGGCUGGCACCAUGCUGCUCAAGGUGCCACUGAUGCUCACCUUCCUCUACCUCUUUGUCUGCUCCCUGGAUGUGCUCAGCUCAGCAUUCCAGCUGGCUGGAGGGAAGGUGGCUGGUGACAUCUUCAAGGAUAACGCCAUCCUGUCUAACCCAGUAGCAGGGCUGGUGGUGGGCAUCCUGGUGACUGUGCUGGUGCAGAGUUCUAGCACGUCCACCUCCAUCAUCGUCAGCAUGGUCUCCUCUGGCUUGCUGGAGGUAAGCUCUGCCAUACCCAUCAUCAUGGGCUCCAACAUUGGCACCUCUGUCACCAACACCAUCGUGGCCCUGAUGCAGGCAGGGGACAGAACUGACUUCCAGCGGGCCUUUGCAGGGGCCACGGUGCAUGACUGCUUUAACUGGCUGUCAGUGCUGGUCUUGCUGCCCCUGGAGGCUGCCACCGGCUACCUGCACCAUGUCACUCGGCUCGUGGUAGCGUCCUUCAAUAUCCGUGGUGGCCGAGAUGCCCCAGACCUGCUCAAGAUCAUCACAGAGCCUUUCACUAAGCUCAUCAUCCAGCUGGACAAGUCUGUCAUUACCAACAUUGCCACUGGUGACGAGUCCCUGAGGAACCACAGUCUCAUCCGGAUCUGGUGCCAUUCAGAUCCCCUGGAGGCUGGCGCCUCCAUGCCCAGGGCAGAAGCCAACACCAGCUGGCCCACUGGAAAUGCCACCGCAGAGAAAUGCAAACACAUCUUUGUGGACACAAGGCUGCCAGACCUGGCCGUGGGGCUCAUUCUGCUGGCAGGCUCCCUGGUGCUUCUGUGCACCUGCCUCAUCCUCCUCGUCAAGAUGCUCAACUCCCUGCUCAAGGGCCAGGUGGCCAAGGUCAUUCAGAAGGUUAUCAACACUGACUUCCCCGCCCCCUUCACCUGGGUCACGGGCUACUUUGCCAUGGUGGUGGGUGCAGGCAUGACCUUCGUUGUCCAGAGCAGUUCUGUGUUCACCUCGGCCAUCACCCCACUCAUUGGCCUGGGUGUGAUCAGCAUUGAACGGGCCUACCCCCUCACACUGGGCUCCAACAUCGGCACCACCACCACUGCCAUCCUGGCUGCUCUUGCCAGCCCCAGGGAGAAGCUGUCCAGUGCCUUCCAGCCCCUGGACCGCCUCAUCACCCGUGCCACCCUGUGCUAUGCCAGGCCUGAGCCCCGCUCACCCCCCAUGCCUGCCAGGGUCUUUCUGGAGGAGCUGCCCCCUGCCACGCCCUCUCCCCGACUGGCACUGCCUGCUCACCACACUGCCACCCGCCUCUAG